Messenger RNA from Podarcis raffonei (Aeolian wall lizard), 3485 nucleotides. RefSeq names its product chromosome 9 C4orf19 homolog (gene PGCKA1). The record is from RefSeq and is a predicted model, not a curated record. The transcript has 4 exons. Lineage: Eukaryota; Metazoa; Chordata; Lepidosauria; Squamata; Lacertidae. The coding region runs from base 440 to 1387 and encodes 315 amino acids.
AGAAAUAGCCAUUGUGUAGUAAAGCCAUCACGUGGGCUGCUGGAGGUUUGUUUGCCCUCCCCCGCCCUCCAUCCUGCAGGAGCAAUGAAGUUUGGCAGGUUUCCUAGCUUGCAGGUAAAGGGUUACAGAGUCUAGGAAGUAUUAAAUGCAAACUUUAAAGGCUUUUAUUUUCAUCUUCCGUCACAUGACUCCUGGGUGCCCAAUGACACUCGCGACAGUGUCUCUCAUUAGGAGGUCAUGCAAACUCCCGCCUGCUAAAGGAGGCAUAUUUAGCAUUCAAAUGCAGAAGCCGGGCUUAAGCUAUGGGAGAUCCUAAUCAGGAGCCAACUCCGUUUCCCCAACAGCGCAGAAGCUGCAGAUGCCUCUGCUCAGCCAGAAGUUAAAAUCAUGGUCCUUCAACUCUCACUGAUUUAUUGAUAAUUAACAAAGAAGAAUCCAGAUGGGGUGCAGGUGCUGUAAAAUGAUACAAAGUUACAUCUUUGAACCCCAAGACGUGCCAACAUCCGGGUACAUCAAUGAAAUAAACAACUUCAAGUCCGACGAGCAAGACGGAGGCAAAUUCAAAUGCAAGCAGAACAAUGACAUCCAAGUACACAAAAACGAGCUGCAGACCGGGGAAUUACAAACAGCAGCAAACAGGCACAAAUUAAACAACAAUAAAGAGGCCGUUCUGAACCACAGAGGCGGCGCUCUUCGUGAUGAAGGACUUGGGAAUCUUGCCGAAAAGUGCCAUUUCAAUGUGAAUGGGAUCCAUUCCCAUUCUGGUGCGAACCUUCAUCCCAAUCCCAGCACAAACCGAAACAGAGAGAUCAGCACGCACACCUGCUCUGCUCAGCGAGCCGGUUUUUCAGUCCAAGGGUUGCCUCAGCCAAGCACACGCAAUAACCAUGAGAUUCUGGAAACUGAAGUUCUCGCAAAGGCAUCUUCAGAAAAAAGAAGUGCCCUAUAUGAGGAAUCUCAGAGAGCUCCAGGAAAUGACACGCACCUGCCAGGACCCACUGAUCCCCCCAAUGGCGGCUACGCUGGAAAACAGAGAGCUGCGGGAAAUGAGAGUCCAUCAAAUAACCACAUACAUACAGGCCAAAACACAGAACACACCAUGUUAAGCAGUCAGCAGAACCUGCCAUUAGGUGAGUCUAAAAGCUGGGAUUCAACAGACAAAGCCUGUAGAACAGGCCAGCCAAAGGUGUGUUUCAAGGACAAUGUAACCGAUAGCAUCCCGUCUCCAAGGACCAAGUCAGAUGCGGUGCGAGAAGCUAGAUUUGAUUGCCAUAAUGACAUUAAUGGAGAACUGGAGGAGGAGGUUGAUGCCGAAGUAGCAGAGGCUCUCGCAGCCCUGGAGGCUGCUACGGCAGGAGAAGAUUUUGAGGAGGAAGAGGACUAUUAGGUGACAACCAAGACGCCAGUAAUAAGCCUCGCUUCUGGGGCUGCAUGAAAUGCUGUGUUUCCAAGGCCUGCCACUGCAGGUGUAAGCCUUUGCCCAGGACUCCCACAAAUAGCAGAGCGGGAUAUAUCACUAGGCCAGGUGAGCUAACAAGAGCAGCCAGUGUUGUGCCCGGUGCAUUGCACCUAAGCUGAUAUAUCACAAUUAACAUCAGCCGGUCUAAUGCUUACAUACCAGCCCACCUGCACCAUGAGGUACCUGCUACUGCCAGCCAAAGCAGUCUCUCUUGUUUGCCAACAUGACCACUCUGGCUGCUAUGAAUGCAGCCAAGAAUAGUUACCAAAUAUGUCCCACUCUAGGGAGAAUAUUGCCCUCUGGGUCAAGUUUGCUUCCAACUGGAGAAAAAGGAGGAAAUAUUUGGUUAAGGAAAGCCCCAAGCUUCCCUGUAGUCCAGUCACCGGGGAGUAAUAUUGAUCUCUCAAAGAAGCCAGUAUGUUGAAGGUUUGUCUUUUUCUUGAUCUACCAGGGCUUACACGCUAGGCUGUGCAAAAUGUCUCAAAGCAAACCUGGAAAGUGGCACUUUUAAACAGAGCUCACCCAAAACUGCUGCUCUUUGUGAGAUUUUUCAGCAGUGCCAAACGUGCCUCGCCUUUUUGACAUUCUUCUCGUGCUCCAGGUGAAAAUGUUUGUUUGCUUGUUUACGAGGACCUGAGUGACAUCACCAGACAGACAAACCUAAUUGAAUGCGCUGGUUUAUGGUGUCAUCACACUCGCUGUUCAGUCACUAAUGAUUAACUCACGAAAGCUGGAAGCAGCCGCAACCAGGGUGCUCAAAAGCAUCAGGUAUAUAAAUGGAUAUUUGCACAGUCUAAGGCUGCCUUCACAUGAUAGUUUAUUCCACUGCCCUGACCUUUCCCUAACUGUUAAUUUACACAUUAUAUUUGAGCUUUCGUGUGAUGUAAAAGCCUCUUCUGGAGAACCAACACAAUAUGGUACAUGUUUAGUGCCCAUUUCUGUGUUACUUGAUUCCAGAAAAAAAUAUGUUUGAGGCCCCUUAACCUGGAAAAUUGCAAGAGUAAAGUGACAAAACUUGGGCUGGUAUACAGCUUUUUCCAGCUGUUGUCAAAGAGGCAUCAUGGGGGAACAAAAGCACACAUGUGGAAAGGCUGAGGGGAGUAGUGGCAUUGUUCAAAAAUAUUCGUUGUUGUGCCACAGUAUGUUCACUGGUGUGAAUGAAAUUUAGCGUGACAGUCGAAGAGCCACAGUUCCAUAACAUAACAGGUACUGCAGUGUGAAAGGAACAUUCGAAAAUAGGACACAAGUGCUAGCAUUAUAAUCAGGAAAACUAAUACAAUAUUCCCCACAUCCGAAUGCACGCAGAGCUUGCUUUGGGGAAACUUCUGCCACAGUGAAAUAGUAGAUGCUUCGCUGAUUGCCGCACAAAAAUCAGGGCUGGAGACAUUUAGCUCUAGUGCCAUGUAUUUCCCCCUUAUAAAAGUACUUAAAAAAAAAAAUCUUGAUUAAACAUUUAUCUUGAACCACUGCCUACACGUUCCCAGUUGGUAUCAAAGUAUCAAUCCAAGCUAAUUAUGUGCUACAAAAGUUCCACCCAAUUGCAUCCGCCUUUCUGCUGAUUUCUAAUGGCGCUUCCCAUGCUGUUGGGAAUGUGUCUUCGUGCAGCAGCAAGUGCCACUGAGCCACUGAGUUUCCUUAGGGAUAAUGAUGACAAGUGUUAAUUCUCAGCAAUGCCAGAAACGAGCAUUCCAGCAAGCUCACGAGAUCCGCCCUGUGGAAUGAAACAGCACGAGACCGAGGUAUUUUCAUGUGGCGGUCGGAAGUGCGAUUAAGUGCAAAUUAACACGAAACUCAAAAUGUCAGAUGGUUGUGAGCACAGGGCAGGUUUGCACAUGCAUUUUGAUUUCCGGUGUCCUUAUCGCUCAGUGCGCUCACGGUGGAAUGCCUCAAAGGACUCCGUCCGAGAGCAUCAUUUGGGACAAUUUGAAAGCUCUGCCUCCGGUGUGUGUUUGAACAUUCACACAUGCAACUGUACUGAUAGCAGCAAGCUGCAGAAUCACGGUGCCUGUUGACCACAGGUGCAGCU